AUGGCAUCUAACAGAGUACACCCGUCGAAUGAUGAUCUUGAACACUGGAGUAGAACAGAUAACAAACCUUUAAAUACGACACCAAAUAAUAGGAGAGGAGCCUAUGAAGUCGAUGAACGGAUGGAAGACGGUGUAGAUUUUGGGUCGACAAACGGAGCAGAAAGGCAAUUCGAAAUCGUUGGCAAAACAAGCAGUCUUCUAUCUCGACGUUUGGUGGUGUUUUUCUUGACUUUCGUAUCUCUAGUUUCUGUAACGACUUUAUUUCUGACUGUCUUAAUCAUUUAUGGAAAAAUUGGAAACAGGUGCAACUGCGCAGAUUCGAUGACAGAGAGUCAACAGGAUCAAGGUUAGAAUCAUCUAAUUUAAUAGCUGGUUCAUUUCUGCUGCAGUGCGGUAGUUACUGAUUUUUUUCAGACAAACUCAGACUUGCUGCGUGAGUUUAAAGACUACUGAUACUGAAAUUUUGACGUUUCGUCAAAAGUCUGUCAAUAAUCUGUCUCGGUGUGUUUUUCCAAACAAUGUCAUCAAUUUGUUAGUCAUAUUAAAACAACAUCAAAUUAAAUGACCAAAAUGCUGCAUGUUAUUAUCUUGAACAGCUGGUCAGUCUUCGAGUCAGGACUUUCAAUUUUGUAAGAAAUGUUCACUUGAUCCGGGUCUCUUUAAAGUUGGUGAACUUUAAACAUAAGUUAAUUUUGGGCCAAAUCUUCUUGUCUAGAAAUAUGUAACUAAUGAAUUUUUCAAGCCCUUCCUUAGGCGACUUAGCUACCAAUUUAAUAAGUAAGCAAAUAACAACUUUAAAAGUUUGAGUGUUAGCCUAAGUGUGUUUGUUUCGUUGGUGCUUGCGUAAACUAUCAACCUGUACAGACAAACAGCUUAUGGGGCUGUCAAUAAGAGCGUACGUAAUACUACACAUUCGUUGUUCGAUGAUGUUUCAUAGCGCGAUUGCCCAUUGUUAUUCCAAAGGGUUUACCUAAAGGUAAACAGAAUGCAUAAGGGAAGUAAUAAAAUUUGACAACCGUUUUUCAAUCAAGGCGAUAAAAAGCCAACGCCAAGCUUAAAGUUCGGGUUGGUAAUUCUGAAAGGCUACAGUUUAAGAGUUUGAUCCACCAACAUUCCCAAACAUGAUUUCUAAGUUACUUUUAAGUUUGUCUUAUUUUUCCUGCUUGCCCUGAACGGAAACAGUUCAACAGUUUCAUCCACCGACAUUCCCGAGCGUGAUUUCUAAGUUAUUUUAAGUUUGUCUUAUUUUUCCUGCUUGACGUUUUAGCUCUGAAGGGAACAUAGGUGGUACUUAGUAAAACACCUACCACAUAUAGCGGCAUAUUUCUUCCUUUAUUAAUAAAAAAAUUAUUAUGUGAUAAGUGUUUAUAAAACAUAAUAACUUUGUCAAGGAGAUCUUAUGCGACAAAAACGUUAACUAUUUCAAAAUAUUGUUUUUGGGGUUACGUCAACGUUUCUAAGAUACGCAAAACAGUUGACCGCAUGACACAUAAUGUCAUUUUGUUGGUGUUAAUUCGUGCGUAACUUUUCAAGAAAGAAGGGUGUUGCAUUUACAAAUUAAUAUCCAUACUUCCUAUUCCUUUCCACUAACUUGAUCUGUUUGUUAUUAUUUCAAUCAUCAUCACCAAACCAUUGACGGUAAUGAAUAGGCAAAAUGGGAUGAUAAAUGUUUCUUGAAUGUAAUGAAAUGACAGCCGCCAAUGAGACAUCUUAUUCACUUCCCUUCAUUUGUUCAGGAAAAAACGGAGCUUUUGCGAGUUUUUGCUUUGAGAUGCAAUUUGAUGUCCAUAACUCUUUCAUCUCCCUAGCAGCUAGGAUGGAUACUAUUUUACUAUACCUUUGUUCUGUUGUUGGUAGUUGGAAGUUGAUACUACAGUUCACUUACCUAUCACGAUCUUGCGAUUCCAAAAAUAUUUGGAUCAUCUUUUUACAUGUGAUUGUCAUCUCAGUCAUAUCUGUGUAAACGUAGUUGCACUGUCGACGGCUAAAAGCGACAUAUAAACCUUCAACAAGGAGAUAUUCUGUAAUUUUAAGUAGUAUAAUAAUGAUGAUGAUGUGAACGUUAUGGUUACAAACUCCCUUGCUUAGUUCUCCUAUUGUCUUGCAGCUUCAGAAUCUUCUUCAACUCAAGCGCUGUCUUCUGAUCCAGAAAACAACGAUGACUUAGGGAGAGUGAAAGUGCUAGAAGAAAAUGUAACUAAAUUACAUGAGGCUCUGGUAAGAAAAAAGUCAUACAGUUAAUUCAAAUCACAGAGGUGGGCAGCGUUCAUGUUACAACUCUCAGCUGUAUACCUCCCUCAAAAGCAUAAAACGUCAUCUAAACUUACACUCAGCAUUUGAGUGGUAUCUGAUCCAUUGGCCUUUGCGUUAGCGCUGCAGUCCCCUACCAGCUGAGCUACGAAGACCGAUAUAUUGGUAGCAGGCGAAUUUGUGGAGUUCAUAUUAACCCAUGAAAUGAAUGAAACAUGAAAUAAAGAUAAUGUAAACUGCGGAAAUAUAAAAUUGUUAAAUGAAGACAUGAUUGUCGCCGUUGUAAUAGCAUACAAUUUAAGUCGAUUGCAACUUAACCCCUCCCCCCCCAGCCCCCCCAAAAAUAAAAGGCUUCAAGGGUAUUCGAAUCCAUGGCCUCUGCGUUCACCCUGUAGUGCUCUAUCAGCUGAGCUAUGAAGAACCACACGUUUGAAAGCAGAUCAAUUUGUUGAGUUCAUUUAACCCGAUUACGCAUUUCCAAAAACGACACCUGAUGACCCAUGUAGGGCAGAAACGUUUCGAGAUUCAAGCAAAAGUGUUCGAGUCCCAUGAUUCAGCCGUAGCUACUAUUUCCUUCAGUUGACGCCCUAAUUUAGGGCUAAUAAAGGAGUUCUAAUACUUUGACAUAGUUCUUAAUAUAACGCUUAGUUCAUUACUUAACUAUUUUUUAUAUUAUUCAUUGUGUAGGAAUUGAAAACAAGUGAACUCUGGAAGGCGUUACAAAUUAUCGAGGACAAAUAUGGAAAUGCAACAGCACUGGUAAGGUUAAAAGAAUCAAGCGUAAAACCAUCCAGCCUUGUUAAAUUUAAACUCAUGAUCAGUUGAUUUGUAAGAUUUAAAUAUCGUUCUUCAGAUUAGAAAAUACGUUAUCAUCUUCUCGGAUAGCACGGCUAAGAACGCUGCAGUUUUGACUUGUUAAGAAAAAUGUAUUGAUACAAUUAUCAUUAACGAUGCCGCCACAAAAUUAUUCAGGCCAUCUCUUAUGAGAAGCUUUGAAUUUUGAAGCAACUGAUAAAGUCAGGUUUAGUUUAUAUUUACUUAAUUUCGAGGUUUCUUGGAGAUUUGUUGGAAGUACUUUUGAGUACAAUUCUGAAGCAUUUAGGGUAACACUAUUAGGGUUCUGUUUACGCUAUGCUAUACUAAGCAUUGUUACACUUUAAAAAUAUUUAUAGACCUGAGUCACUUUUUAUGGUUAUAGCUUACGGUUGCCUUUGUUUUACAGUGGAAAUCAAAUAAUACUAAAACCUAUGUACUCCAUUUAUUUUAAAACUUCUUUUGUUUUUGUCAGGUGAUGACACUGGAAAACCUGAAAGCACAAUACGAAAGUUAUUCUUACAAUUGCUGUCAGAGUUUCAUAAGUAAUUUCAGUGGUUCCCAAGUAGAAAGUGGCCCACCAGGUCCUCCAGGUGUUCAAGGACUGACUGGUCCUCCAGGUUCAGCUGGACCACAAGGUCCACCGGGCCAAAAUGGCUCACAUGGUCAACCCGGUCCUAAAGGUUCACAAGGCCCACCCGGACUUCCUGGUCAACAAGGAAAUAAUGGCUUACAAGGCCCUCCUGGGGAACAAGGCUACAAUGGCUCACGUGGAUUACAAGGUCCCAUUGGUCCGAAAGGAUACAAUGGUUCACGAGGUCCUCCAGGACCACGCGGACUCCAAGGCUAUAAUGGCUCACAAGGAUUGCAAGGCCCGAUUGGUCCACCAGGUCCAGCAGGACCGCAAGGUCCACAGGGCUUCAAUGGUUCACAGGGAUCGCCUGGUGCCAUUGGUCCCCAGGGAUUCAACGGAUCUCAAGGCCAGCCUGGAGAAAAGGGUCCACAAGGUUACAAUGGAUCACAAGGCCCACCUGGUUCCGUUGGUCCACAGGGUUUGAAUGGCCCUCAAGGCCCUCCAGGGCCGCAAGGUACCCCAGGUUUUAAUGGAACCCAGGGGCUACCAGGCACAGUUGGAGCACCAGGCCAUAAUGGCACACAAGGACCCGAAGGCGUUCAGGGUCGUCCAGGAUACAAUGGCUCGCAGGGUUUACCUGGUCCUGUUGGUCACCAAGGAUAUAAUGGGUCACAAGGUGCUCCGGGUGGUCAGGGUCCCCGAGGGUAUAAUGGCUCCCAAGGUCCACCAGGUCCACAAGGUUAUAAUGGCUCUCAAGGCCCUCCUGGUCUCCAAGGAUAUAAUGGGUCACAGGGGUUAGCAGGUCCUAUUGGUCCACAAGGUUACAAUGGCUCUCAAGGCCUUCCCGGUUCCCAAGGAUAUAAUGGAUCACAAGGCGCUCCAGGUGUUCGGGGUCUCCAAGGAUAUAAUGGGACACAGGGGCCACCAGGUCCUGUUGGAGCACAAGGUUACAAUGGAUCUCAAGGCCCUCCUGGUCUCCAAGGAUAUAACGGGACACAGGGGGCACCAGGUCCUGUUGGACCACAAGGAUACAAUGGCUCUCAAGGCAUACCUGGUCCCCAAGGAUAUAAUGGGUCACAGGGAACUCCAGGUAUUCAGGGUCCUCGAGGCUAUAAUGGAUCACAGGGGCCACCAGGUCCAAUCGGUCCACGAGGAUUCAAUGGCUCUCCAGGUCCUUCCGGUCCCCAAGGAUUUAAUGGGUCUCAAGGGGCUCCAGGUAUUCAGGGUUCCCAAGGUUACAAUGGAUCACAGGGGCCGCCAGGUCCAGUCGGUCCACAAGGUUUCAAUGGCUCUCAAGGUCUUCCCGGUCCUGUUGGUCCGCAAGGAUAUAAUGGAUCACAGGGACCACCAGGUCUUACCGGACCUCAAGGUUUUAAUGGGUCGCAAGGCCCUCCUGGUCCUGUUGGUCCGCAAGGAUAUAAUGGAUCGCAGGGACCGCGAGGCUACAACGGAUCACAGGGUCCUCCAGGUCCGGUUGGUCCACAAGGCUUUAAUGGCUCUCAGGGUCCACCCGGUCGUAGUGGAUCUGCAGACUUCAGCCAAUGUGUGUAUAAAUUUAAAACAACGUCUGGUACAUCUGAUGUCAAUGCAUUCCUUACUUCUGAGAUCCAAGAAGACAUCGUAAGUUGAGAUUUAUAUAAUUAAUUAUUGCUUUAUCAUUGGUUUUAUUUGUUACUUUGGUAAGUUUCAGUAUAUUACUGUUUUUGCCAUGAAAAGAAAGUGACAUCGUAAUAUUACUCUUCGAGUUUAAUUUUUAAGUUACCGUAUUCGAGUGUGCUUUUUUAGCCUGAGACAACAGUCGACUUUUCGAGACACCACCACUGGUUUCUAUUGACGUAAUGUGUGAAGAACAAGCACAGAAAUUCCAUACUGAUGAGGCGUCACAAAUCAGAUCUGAGUGGUUCUUUUGAUUAGAUCAAUAAACUUUUCCACCAAUUAAAAACACUACCCGGUUCUAAGUAGUGAUUUUCAUUCUCUGGGAAACCAGUGGUGGCAUCGCGAAUGUCGGCUGUUUUCCCCGGGCUGUUUUCUCAGGUUUCCAAAAGGAGGAAUUAAUCAGGGGGCUUUAUGUCCGGCAGCCGGGAAGAGUCUUAAAAAACUAAAUGCCCGGCAGCAAGGAAAUUUUCUAGAAUUUCUGCAAAAUCCCUUUUUCUAAUCGUUUGAAAGUAGACCUUCAAAUUAGCCGAAGCUGGUAAAAAGGGUUCAAAGAACAUUUAAAGAUAUGAUAAAGCAGACUACAGGAUAUUUAACUUGGAUGAAAACGUACCCGUGAGUCACGCGCUGCUACUCAUUGUCGAAACGGCGUCGACUCUACUCUAUGCCCAAUUAAAGAAACAGAAGAAACCACAACCGCUCAUCUGUGAAGCCAUUUUAAUUUUCCUGAUCGCUUGGUAAUUCUAAACGAAGAUAGAAUACUUUCAAACGAUUAGUAAAAGGAAUUUUGCAGAAAUUCUAGAAAAUUUUCUGACCGCCGGGCAUAUCGCCACGGCGUUUCUUAAAAUAUGGCUAGAUCUUAUGCAAGAAUGCUUCUUGCGAAUAAGUUAACUAUAACUAAGAUUCAUCGAAAAAAGCGAAUGGGAGAUUAGUCUGAAUCUAUCAGUCGGUUAUAUUGUUUUAGCCAAGAUAAAUUCUGCAUUGCAUGUGCUCUGGUAUUGUUUCUACUUCGUUAUCCGGCCGAAUCGUCCCCAAGAGGUCAUGCGAUUUUCUAUAAGAUAGGUUUAGGCAGUAGUUCUUUCCACCAACUCUUCACACUACAAAUUUAGAUUCUGAGGUCCGAACACACUAGGCUAGGCAAGUUGCAGUAACAAGUCGCGGCGGCAGAUCACUGCGUGUGUACAAGUUGGGCGACUAGUUGCAGCAACACGUUGCGGCGACACAUCGCCUCGUUUACCGGAGAAUUUAUGUGAAAGUCUAUGUUAAUGCAACAAAAUUUUGUCGCCGCAACAAGUCGCAAAAAUUCUGUCUGACGGAUUUGAUUUUUUUUGUACAUGUUGCUGCAGCAAAAUUCUGUUGCGGAGACAAAGAUUUUAACAAAAAUUCUCCAGUACACACGAAGCAAUUAAUGCCGCCGCGACAUGUUGCUGCAAUUUGUCGCCUCUCUAGGGGUUUAAGGCCUGGGUCAAAGGUGUAAAGAUAGCUAACUUUUUACGUUUGUGAUGAAUGUACGCGAAGUUUAAAAUUAAAGUUUUCAAUUAUUGACGUGCAAUGGACGGUUAGAAAUAUGCAAUAUGAAUUGUUAUCGCUUGAUUUCGUUACUUAAAGCGGCCACCAAUUGGUCAAUAAUAGACGAUUUUUAGCAAAAUGGUCACGUGGCUUAUUAACACAAAAUUUGUAUCCGUUAUGUUAAGGACAAUGAGUUCUUUAUGUGUGCCAAAUUUUGAUUCAUUGCCAUUAUCUAGGCCGAAGUUGUAGGCUAUAAAUCAUUUUCCACAGGUAAACCCCUUGGUCCCAGGCCUUAAUCUACUUAAGCCGGUGUGUACCGACCUUAAAAAGUAGAUUUCCUUCUACACGUGCACCUGCUAAUGUCGAGAAACAUUAAGUUUCCUUAGUUAUUUAGUUAUUGAAAUUUAUAUGUCAAUUAAAGCCAUUGUUUAAGGUCUAUUUACAAUGUCACAGCAAAACAAAACCAUGAACGAACUUAACUUAUUCUAAUUAAAUUUCUCUUUUAGGAUAAAAAGAUCAUAGCUGCAGUUUGCUCCACUGACGAUGCGCAGCAGUAUCUACUGAGUAGCUAUAUUUUACAAGGUGUUCGCAAUUACAUUUGCGAAUGCAAAGGUAGCGUGACAAAUGGUACCGCUACUUCUUUACAAUGUCACAUUCACUACUGGGAAUGCCCUCUUGUGACGUAA
This is a messenger RNA of Porites lobata, 7485 nucleotides long. NCBI's taxonomy places the organism in Eukaryota, Metazoa, Cnidaria, Anthozoa, Scleractinia, Poritidae. The record is from the annotation of a GenBank genome assembly.